AGCGGCAUCAGCUCGCAGUUCUCCCACCAAUUCGAAGCAGCAGUCGGGAACUCCUGAUCCACCGCCGCCGCCGCCGCCGCCGCCUGAAAACCAUCCACCGCCCGGCAGAGGCACGGCGGCAGCCAUGGGGAGCCGCCUGGGGCGCCGCGUGAUCCACUUCGCCAACCUCCCGCUGAAGCUCAUGCUGCCCCCCGCGCCGCUCUCCUCCGUGCAGGAGUUCGCCGUGCGGACCGUCCCAUCCGCGUCCAAGGUGGACAUCCGCCGCUGCCUCGAGUCCAUGUACGGCUUCUCCGUCGCCGAGGUCCGCACGCUCAACAUGGAGGGCAAGAAGCUCCGCCGGGGCCCCUUCCUCGCCGCCAAGCCCGACUACAAGAAGGCCUACGUCACGCUCCGAGCGCCGCUCGCGGUCUCGCGCGACCUGUUCCCCAUCGGGGCCAUCCUCGAGGAGCGGGAGCGCAAGGCCAGCGCCGCCGCCGCGAGGAGGAAGGCGGUCGAGGGCGCCGAGGUGGAGGGCGAGCGCAAACGGAAGCACUGGAUGGAGAACGAAAGGGAGGGCUUCUCCCGGGCCGGCUGCGGGAAGGUCGUGUACGGGAACCCUGGGAGGCUGGGGAGGAAGAGGAGGGGUGGGGGCAAGAUGAAGGAGGAAGCUGGGGACGAGGGGGCCAAGUUCCCAUGGACCGGGAUGCGCCUGGCUACCGAGAAACCGAGGAGGGUGAGACACUCUCCACCGAAGAAGGGAAUAGCCUUGAAGCAAAAAUCACGGAAGGUAUCCCUGCAGCACCGCUCAACGAAGUUGAAAGCUUGAUAUUACUUGACUUGAGCUGCUGCACCGAAUCAUUAGAGGAUCCUGCCAUCAAGGGGAGAUGCAGACUGUGGAUCCUUGAGUUCCCUGGCAGACCCGUCUUGUUUUUAAAAUUACCAAAUAAACACCGAACGUUGAAGAAUCUGUAAGGAUUUUGUGCCUUUGAUAUGAAAUCCAGUUGGGAUUUAGAUUUUAGAAGGCUGGAUCGGUCCCUUCGUUUGAAGAUUGUGCCCUUGCGGUCCAAGUUCCCUUUGAGAAUUGAGAUUUGUCUAGUCAUCUACUGACUACUGCUGAUUAGAAUUAAUGUAAACCUGUUUUUCACUUGCU
Molecule: messenger RNA, 1129 nt
Organism: Sorghum bicolor (sorghum)
Lineage: Eukaryota; Viridiplantae; Streptophyta; Magnoliopsida; Poales; Poaceae
Exons: 2
Coding region: 125-805 (226 amino acids)
Biological process (GO): mitochondrial translation
Cellular component (GO): mitochondrial large ribosomal subunit; ribosome
Molecular function (GO): structural constituent of ribosome
Source: RefSeq, a predicted model, not a curated record